UUUAGUUAUUAAUAAAGAUGUUAUUAGUAAACUUAACAUUAUUGGUGCUGUCAUUAGUAAAGGUGCUGUUAAUGUAAUUAAUGUUAUUAGUGCUGUUAUUAAUAGAAAUGCCAUUAAUAAAGUUAACAUU
Messenger RNA from Cetraspora pellucida, 130 nucleotides. The record is from the annotation of a GenBank genome assembly. NCBI's taxonomy places the organism in Eukaryota, Fungi, Glomeromycota, Glomeromycetes, Diversisporales, Gigasporaceae.